UAUAGACACUUUUCAUAUGCAUAUAUCAAUUUAAUAGAGUUUUUUCUCAUCCAUGGCAAAUUCUAAUGCUUGUAUCGUAGGCUACAUGAAAGAGUAUUUCGCUUUAAAGAAAAAUGUAAUUGACAGCAAUGAGCAGAAGCUAGAGUUUGAGAAUGAAGAGAUGGCAAUAAAUUAUUUGGUGGAGAAUAUUGCUUUGAUGAAGAAUGAAACUCGUGAAGUAACUUUGCCAGAAGAGAGUAACGCUAGGCUUAAAGAUCAAUCGGCUAACAAUAAAGAGAAAAAACGUAAACUGGUUUUGCGUAUAAGAGAUAUGUAUAAUACGACGUACACCGUUAACGAAGACGGAUCUUUUAUGGACCAUGUGCAGGUGUUGUCGGUGGGACUUCCAAGCAGCCGCAACAUUAGAACCUCCACCCGUGAAAUCGAAUUGGAAAACCCCACCAUCAUUAGAACCUCCACCCAUGAAAUCGAAUUGGAAAACCCCACCAACAUUAGAACCUCCCCCGGUGAAAUCAAAUUUAAAAGAUCCACCAACAUUAGAACCAUCCCCCGUGAAACCAAAACACUACCUGCAAGGAACAAGAGACGCUUUGUGCGUUGAAUAAGGUAGAGACACAUUUACACAAAAUGAAUCAUAUAGUUAAUCACAUAUAUAUGCAAUAUAAAUUACAAUAUAUCUAUAUAAAUAUAUAUAUAUAUAUAUAUAUAUAUAUAUAGGAAGAUCCAUCGAGAGUCUCAAAUUAUCCAAUGAUUAAAAAAAAACUGAAAAAAAAACUAUGGAAAAUAUAUUAAUCUAGAGAUAAAGUUCAUGGUAUUAAUAUUGUAUAAAGUAUACAAUAAUUACAUAUUUAUCAAGUAAAAAGAUAGUUUUAUUGAGCUCCAUUCAAGUUUGGAUAAUUAAUAUAUAUAUUUUAUUUUUAUAUAAAAAAAAUAGUUAUAUAAUAGGGGAUCAUUGUGAUUUCAUGUAAUUUAUUAUGUAAUAGAAUAAGAAAGGAUAAUUAUAUCUUGUCUUUUGAAAAAAAAAAAAAUUAUCAACUUUUUAUAUCCCUUUGACUUACACCAUUUUUUUUUUUUUUAAUCAUUCAUAGCAAUUCCUCCUUCUUGAUGGGUUUGAAAAAUAAAUAAAUUAUCCCAGUUAAUAAUUUAUGCAAUUUCUAUUAACUUGUAUCUUAUUUAUAUGUAUCCAUUGAUAUGUACAUAUGUACUUCUGCUACGUACUGGAGCUCGGAAUAUAUGUUUAUGAACUUGUAAUUUCUUUUUA
Molecule: messenger RNA, 1261 nt
Organism: Ziziphus jujuba (common jujube)
Lineage: Eukaryota; Viridiplantae; Streptophyta; Magnoliopsida; Rosales; Rhamnaceae
Exons: 3
Coding region: 53-601 (182 amino acids)
Source: RefSeq, a predicted model, not a curated record